AUGAACACAGCAAAGGGAACUUCAAGAUCUGAGGAAAGACUCUUUGACGUGGACUCUUCCGCGGGAUCCGACGGUCAGAUCGGCCUUAUUCUCGCUGUCUCUUCGGGUAGCCUUGACGCCGUUAGGGUUUUGGUCGGUGCCGGCGCAAGAAUCGAUCUUGACCGUGAUCGGGUGUUUCACGAGGCUGCGGGAGGGAACCGGAUCGAUUUGAUAUCGGCUCUUGAAAACUCGAACGGGGUUGUUUUGGGUUGGGCCAGGUUGGUGGAUUCAGGCGGGAGAACUCCGGUUCAUUAUGCGGCGGCCAACGGGCAUUUGGAUGCCGUCAAGAUUUGUUUGGAGUCUGGAGACGGAGAUCCGGACCAAGCUGAUUGGGCCGGUUGGAGCCCGUUACAUUGUGCUGCGUAUGGAGGGUUUUUGGACGUGGUUGAGUUUUUGAUCGAACGGUCAAAUUUUGAUCCGAAGAUUGCUGUCACUUUUGAUGGUAAGAAGACGCCGUUAGAUUUGGCCGUUGAGGCUGGGCAUUCGCAUUUACAUGAUGUGUUAGGGUUAGGUGAUAAGUUGCUCCGGCGUGUGAGGGUGGGCGACGUGGACGGAGUUAGCGAGUGCAUUUUCAGAGGUGUUGGGGUGAACCGAAAAGAUCAGAAUGGAUGGGCUGCUUUGCAUUGGGCGGCUUUCGGAGGCUGGGUCGACAUUGUGAGGCUGCUCGUCGAAAAUGCCGCGCAACUGGAUGUUGCGGAUGAUGUGGGGUUUACGCCGUUGAGAUGUGCAGUGGAAGGUGGGCGUGUGGAGGUGGCACUUCUGCUCGCAAGUUAUGGAGCUCAUACGAGGUUGAAGGGGGUGAAGGGCGCAGAUUUAUUCUCGAUGAAAUUGGAUUCCUGCGCUGCUAAUGCUGGUGGUUUGCUCUCAUUUGGCGGUGAUAGUAAUCAAAUAGUAGAAUCUUGACCUUAUUCUGCGAGUUUUUGGUGGUUGUUAUUUUAGGAAAAUGUAAAUAGUUUAUGUUGUUUUCCUCUUAGAAUAUUUGCUUUGGUGGCAUCACAUUGAGGAAGAGAGACCGAUGCAAUUUGUUUUCAUUAUUGUUCAAU
Asparagus officinalis (garden asparagus) is the source of this 1082-nucleotide messenger RNA. Its product is annotated as serine/threonine-protein phosphatase 6 regulatory ankyrin repeat subunit B-like. Gene Ontology annotation, molecular function: protein binding. The transcript has 2 exons. Gene Ontology annotation, cellular component: cytoplasm; nucleus. The coding region runs from base 1 to 942 and encodes 313 amino acids. NCBI's taxonomy places the organism in Eukaryota, Viridiplantae, Streptophyta, Magnoliopsida, Asparagales, Asparagaceae. The record is from RefSeq and is a predicted model, not a curated record.